Messenger RNA from Syngnathus acus (greater pipefish), 1161 nucleotides. RefSeq names its product myozenin 2b (gene myoz2b). The record is from RefSeq and is a predicted model, not a curated record. Gene Ontology annotation, cellular component: actin cytoskeleton; Z disc. The transcript has 6 exons. Gene Ontology annotation, molecular function: actin binding; FATZ binding; telethonin binding. The coding region runs from base 16 to 966 and encodes 316 amino acids. NCBI's taxonomy places the organism in Eukaryota, Metazoa, Chordata, Actinopteri, Syngnathiformes, Syngnathidae.
AUAUUUAGCCUAUUGAUGCAAGCCGCAUUCCAUGCACAACAGACACACAGACAUACUGGCAGUGUGGCUUUAGUGUCCGCGAGUGUGAAGCUCAGCGAAGAUCAAACCGGCGAGUGCAGGCUGACCUCUGAAGCCUGGCCCGCUUUUUCUCCCUCAAGGAUUCACUUCGCACUCCCGGGACACCAUCGCAGUAUUGCCUCACCGCACUCAGCAACAACCUUGCCAGCCCCCACAAUGUCACAAUUCUGUACAAUGCCAACCGGAGAGAAGAAAAAGCAUGCGGCUGCUAUUUGUCGAGAGGUCCACAGUACAAACGGUGACGUGAUGGAUCUUGGAAAGAAGCACAGCACCCCCAAAGACAUCAUGCUGGAGGAGCUGUCGCUGCUGUCCAACAGAGGCUCUCGCCUGUUCAAGAUGCGUCAGAGACGCUCGGAAAAGUACACCUUUGAAAGCAUACAAAACGAGGCCAACGCGCAGCUUAACAAAGAUAUUCUGGCCCAGAGUGCACACAUGAUUGAAAUAAAAGUGGAUGCGCCAGCCAAUGAGGAUACUCCUCUUACUGAGGAAACCGUGCCAGAUACAAACGCAGAGAAGUUAAAUGCCACCCUGAUGCCCAAACCUUACCACUCACCCUGGGAGGAGGCCAUUAGCAACGAUCCAGGCCUCGCUGAAACUUUCAAACUGACCAUGCCUGAAAUGGACCCUCGACCAGAAGUUCCAGAAUACAAAAGCUUUAACCGGGUCGCGACCCCUUACGGCGGCUUUGACAAAGCGCCGCGUGGAAUCACAUUUAAACUUCCAGAGUUGGAUCUGAACCCUCCGAAGUAUCCGGAGCUCCAAGAGCCAGGAAUGAAGAGACCCACUUUCAAUAGAAGCGCCCAGGGAUGGAUAUCUGAGGGCACUCAUCUCAUCCUGCCCACAAUCACCCUGGAGUCCAUUCUGGUCCCCGAGUCGGAAGACCUGUAAGAAGGUCUCGGGUCACACGGCUGCCAUUUUGGGUUCUCCCCACACAACGGACGACGGAAUGUCUAUCGCUCAGAUGAUUAGUGUGUUUGCACUGGGGUGAAAAAAAAAAAGUCAUGUAAAUAGAGAAUGUUGCAAAUGGUCCCAUGAGAGUUUCCAGUGGUUAUGAACAUGUGAUGUAAAUAAAGAAAAUUGAUC